Molecule: messenger RNA, 828 nt
Organism: Microthlaspi erraticum
Lineage: Eukaryota; Viridiplantae; Streptophyta; Magnoliopsida; Brassicales; Brassicaceae
Source: the annotation of a GenBank genome assembly
AUGAGUUUUCAGGAUUUGGAGGCGGGAAGAGGAAGAUCGUUAGCUUCUUCAAGGACAAGGAACAACGUCAAUGGAGGUCGACAAGACACGACGCAAGCAGUAGCUUCCGGUAUAUUUCAGAUCAACACGAGCGUCUCCACUUUCCAACGCCUCGUCAACACUCUCGGCACUCCCAAAGACACGCCGGAGCUCCGGGAGAAGCUGCACAAGACGAGACUAUAUAUCGGGCAAUUAGUGAAAGACACAUCAGCUAAUCUUAAAGAAGUUAGUGAAAAUGAUCAUCAAAGAGGCGUAAACCCAAAGAAGAAGAUAGUUGAUGCUAAGCUUGCAAAGGACUUUCAAGCUGUACUGAAAGAGUUUCAAAAGGCUCAGCGUCUCGCUGCUGAAAGGGAAACCGUAUAUGCUCCUCUUGUGACCAAACCAUCUAGCUAUACAGCGAGUGAGGUAGAUGUGAGUGCAGAUAAGCAUCCAGAGCAGCGUGCGCUUCUUGUGGAAUCCAAAAGACAAGAGCUUGUAUUGUUGGACAAUGAGAUUGCGUUCAACGAGGCUAUAAUCGAGGAAAGAGAGCAAGGGAUACAAGAAAUCCAGCAUCAAAUUGGUGAGGUGCAUGAAAUCUUCAAAGACUUGGCUGUGUUGGUACACGAUCAAGGCACCAUGAUUGAUGAUAUUGGUACUCACAUUGAUAACUCCCACGCUGCAACUGCACAAGGAAAAUCCCAUCUCGCAAAAGCAUCAAAGACACAAAAAUCGAAUUCUUCUCUGACGUGCCUGCUCUUGGUGAUAUUUGGUAUUGUGCUCCUGAUUGUUAUUAUAGUGCUUGGGGUUUGA